Messenger RNA from Impatiens glandulifera, 643 nucleotides. RefSeq names its product transmembrane emp24 domain-containing protein p24beta2-like. The record is from RefSeq and is a predicted model, not a curated record. The transcript has 4 exons. Gene Ontology annotation, cellular component: COPII-coated ER to Golgi transport vesicle; endoplasmic reticulum-Golgi intermediate compartment; Golgi apparatus. Bases 71 to 622 code for a protein of 183 amino acids. Gene Ontology annotation, biological process: intracellular protein transport; Golgi organization; endoplasmic reticulum to Golgi vesicle-mediated transport. NCBI's taxonomy places the organism in Eukaryota, Viridiplantae, Streptophyta, Magnoliopsida, Ericales, Balsaminaceae.
UUGUUGUUGGUUUCUAGCUGUUUUUACAAUUAUAUGGAGUAUAGACAUUGUUUAUGGGCUUAGGAUUGUGAUGGAUAGAGAAGAAUGUUUAUCCCAUGAUGUUAAGUACGAAGGAGAUACAGUUCAUUUCUCCUUUGUCGUGAUUAAUUCAGAGGGUUCUCGUCAUUAUUCUCCUGCAGGUGUUGAUCUUGUGGUUAAAGGACCUGGUGGAGAACAGAUUCACGAUUUUCGUGAUAAAACAAGCGAUAUAGGACAGUUUGUGAGUAGUAGUAAAGGAGUCCAUCGUUUCUGCUUCUAUAACAAAUCACCUUAUCAUGAAAUGAUUGAUUUUGAUGUACGUGAAGCCCAUUUCUCCCACCAUGAAGAACAUGCUAAAGACGAUCAUUUCAAUCCUUUGAUAGAGCAAAUAUCAAAGUUACAGGAGUCCAUAUAUGGAAUCUGGUCUGAACAACAUUAUUUAGAUGCACAAAGUCAGCAACAAGCUUUAGUGAACUUGAAGAUGAGCAAAGGUACAAUUUACAAAGCUUGUUUCGAGUCGGUUGCUCUGGUUGGUGCUAGCGCUUUGCAAGCUUACCUUCUCAAACGCCUCUUUGAUAGGAAGAUGGUCUUAUCUAGGGUUUAAUUAGCAUUUUUUCUUCUUAUA